GACUUGACAACGUCGAACAUUGAAGAAUGUAAACAUUGUAUUUUAUCAGCCGUGAUCUGUUCAAUUCAAUUCUAGUUCUCAUCAACUCUGAUCGAGUAAAUGCAUUCUUCCACAGCCAUAGAAAUGAAUUCCAUGUCUUACCCGAAAGUGAACAUUGACCAACCAUUCCAACAACUAGACUUGAGUGGCAAGCUUAUAAUUAAGGUUCGAUUAGGAGAUGAUGUUCGGCGCAUUCCAAUUCACAAUGAUGAUAUUACUUACGAUGAGUUAGUACUAAUGAUGCAGCGUGUGUUCAGAGGAAAAUUGUCCAGCAAUGAUGACAUUACCAUUAAGUACAAGGAUGAAGAUGGUGAUAUGAUUACAAUAUUUGACAGCUCAGAUUUAUCCUACGCUGUUCAAUAUAGCCGGAUUUUGAAGCUGCAAAUCUUCCUGGACAGUUCUAAAGAUCAAAACAUCUGCCAGAGCCAACAACUAGACACCAUUCAAAGAGAAUUACGGUUCAUCAGAGAUCGUGUAAAUCAGUUACUGGAUACUUUAAGCGUUUCUGCCCCAUCGAAGCCAUCGAAUAGGAAUAACUCAUCUAAUGGACAAAUUAAGUCAAGUACAAACAGCGAGCAGAGUGUACCAGAGGUGAAUUUGGCUAGCAAAGAAUUUGAUCCUCUACAAACAGUCCCCAAUGCUGACAGUUCGACAGUUUUAAACAGGAAUACAAAGGAUUUAAACGAUACAAAACCCAAAUUUUCAGAAGAGGAAAUUAAAACUCAAGAACCAGCUCCAAGUCCGCAGAUUAUAAACAUGAGCAACUACCCUGUCCAAGAUCAACAGCUUCCUGCGCAGAUGCAGCAAGCAGCUCCUCAACCAACUCCUCCACCUGGUAAUGUGGUGCAAAGUGCACAGAUGCAGUACUACACUCAAAAUAUUCAGUCACCUCAGCACACAGGAAAUAUGGGAUACUCCUCAUCACCUUACAUUCAGAGCUGGUAUCAAACAUCCAUGCCGCCUGUCACCUCUGGAGUUUACACAGAUCAAACAACUAUGAAAACUAUGUAUAAUGUGCCGCCACAACCGCAAUGAUGUAUCUGUUCUGAAAAAUUUUAGAUUUUUUUCUAUCUUACCCAUCAUUUCUAAAGUACGUGAUGUUAAUCUUAUAAAUAUUUCUCUCAUUUCUUCCAUCUAACAUAUUGUGAAUAUUCAAGAAAAAGUAUUAAUUUUUUCACUCUAUUUCAAUAACUUUGAAGAAAAAAUUUUACCUUGAAAAGUUAGAAAAUAUUUGGAUAACUUGUAAUGUUACCUACACCUUGUCCUAAGAACUAACACUUUUGAAGCAAUCCAAUUAAUGAUAUGCCAUGUGAUCUAGUUAUCAAUACGAUUUGCAGGUACACCAUUGAUAAUUUAAAACCGUGGCUACUUAUGAUAUAGAAUUUUAUGUCCUUUUUAAAAGUGGGAUGGAAUCAAAAAUUGCCCAUUUUAAUAACUAUGACAUCAAUCGGCAAUCAACAUACUGUAUUCAAGGCUAAUAUCUUGAGCAAACUUUAGUCAGAGGCAUUUUACUUUCAGAGUUUAUUGCAACUUUAGGUGCUGGCAUUAACUUAUGUUCUCUUUUUUCAUGAAAAAGGAGUAAAAAGCUAAAGAAUGGAAAAAGUUUGAAAGAAUUAAGGAGGAAAAAAAUGAGUAGUUGUCAAUAAUAACCAAGGCAAGAACAAAUAAGGGUUGAAAAGUAGACCCAAGCGUACCCAGAUACAUCUGACCCUACAUGUUAUGGCAUGAGGCAGGAAAUUAAGCAGAAGACUCAAUUGAAAGCAGAAAAUUUAUAAGUCAUUUUAAUGACUGCAUAUGAAUGUUCUUCUUGCGUUGUGCCGAGUUGUGUGUGGUGUGCUUUUUCAAUUAAAUUUUACCUAGCACUCUGUGGUUGUAUCAUUUUGCUGUUAAAUAUGUGAGCCCCUCAGAAAUCAGGUGAGCCUCAAGCUUCACUGUAUUUUGAGUGCUCACAAGAAAUAGUGAAAAUGGAAAAUUCAAUCGACAGAAGGUGAAGGAAAUCUGAUAGGAAGGGUAAAUGAAAGAUGCUACUUAUCUUGGACCGAUGCGUUUUACUUCUUUACUUUCUUAAAGCAAAAAAUUAGAGUCUACUCAAUCUUCAGUCUAGGUACUCAAUUUUAUCAAUUAAUACUUAAAAAACAUUCCUGUACUGAGAAAAUUUGAGUUCUCUCUCACUGCUGUUUGUUAAAUCAAUGAUGAAACAGAACAAACAUGAAAGAAUCAAUCCUUUUUUUAUCUUUAAUGUUUAUCAUUAAUUUAGGUGAGCAAUAAAUGUAAAUUUUAGGUUGUAAGAAGCGUGCUGCAGAGAUGUUAGAUAGAACUGACAGAAUCUACCCAAAAUCUGUCAUCAACUACAGCUGAGUGAAUAUCUACUGAUCUACUGAUCGUUGAUUGGUUUUAUAUCUUGACAAAUUUAAAAUUUUUACCUCAACAAUUAUUAGUCGGUUUCAGUGUAUAAUUUAUGGUCUCUCGUGCAAAUAACCCUGCUAUUCAAGAAGUGAUCUAAGUAUCUGUAGCAUGUAAUUAUCUUGUCUAAUUUGCAUUCUGUAUCAAAUGUUUUUCCUCCAAUUUAUAAAUUAAUAAAAAGUUUCCUAUACCAAUUCA
Molecule: messenger RNA, 2640 nt
Organism: Bemisia tabaci
Lineage: Eukaryota; Metazoa; Arthropoda; Insecta; Hemiptera; Aleyrodidae
Product: protein TFG
Biological process (GO): endoplasmic reticulum to Golgi vesicle-mediated transport; COPII vesicle coat assembly
Cellular component (GO): endoplasmic reticulum exit site
Molecular function (GO): identical protein binding
Source: RefSeq, a predicted model, not a curated record